Molecule: messenger RNA, 6061 nt
Organism: Benincasa hispida (wax gourd)
Lineage: Eukaryota; Viridiplantae; Streptophyta; Magnoliopsida; Cucurbitales; Cucurbitaceae
Source: RefSeq, a predicted model, not a curated record
GUGGUGGUCGACGUGUGAUUAAUGUCGACGCUCGAGUCUGGCCCGCAAGGGCUGACGAGGCGGCCAUCUCGUAGCGCCGCUACCACUGUCUUCUCGACAGAGGUAUUCGACAAUGAGGUGGUUCCCUCCUCUCUCGCUUCCAUCGCUCCCAUUCUUCGUGUCGCUACAGAGAUCGAAGCUGAACGCCCUCGUGUUGCCUAUCUCUGUCGAUUUUACGCCUUUGAGAAGGCCCAUAGGUUGGAUCCCAGCUCUAGUGGACGUGGUGUCAGGCAGUUUAAGACUGCACUUUUCCAACGACUAGAGAGGGACAAUGCACCGAGUCUUGCUUCUCGAGUGAAAAAAACAGAUGCUAGGGAAAUCGAGGCCUUCUAUCAGCAAUAUUAUAAGCAUUAUGUUAGUGCUCUUGAUCAAGGGGAGCAAGCAGACAGAGCCCAGCUCGGUAAAGCUUACCAGACAGCCGGUGUGCUUUUCGAAGUGCUUUGUGGCGUUAAUAAGACCGAGAAAGUUGAAGAAGUUGCUCCCGAGAUUAUCGCUGCAGCUAGGGAUGUCCAAGAAAAGACUGAAAUUUAUGCACCCUAUAACAUUCUACCUCUUGAUUCUGCUGGCGCUUCCCAGUCUAUAAUGCAGCUCGAAGAGGUUAAGGCUGCUGUGGGUGCCUUGUGGAAUACUCGUGGCUUAAACUGGCCAAGUACGUUUGAGCAGCGCAGGCAGAAAGCAGGUGAUCUGGACCUACUGGAUUGGUUAAGGGCAAUGUUUGGAUUUCAGAGAGAUAACGUUAGAAAUCAACGGGAACAUUUGAUCCUUCUGCUUGCUAAUUCUCAUACAAGGCUUCACCCCAAGCCUGAACCUCUCAACAAGCUUGAUGAACGAGCAGUUGAUGCAGUAAUGAACAAACUGUUUAAGAAUUACAAAACGUGGUGCAAAUUUUUGGGACGGAAACAUAGUCUAAGGCUCCCUCAAGGUCAGCUGGAAAUUCAACAAAGGAAGAUACUCUACAUGGGUCUGUAUCUUCUCAUCUGGGGUGAAGCAGCAAAUGUUCGCUUCAUGCCAGAAUGUUUGAGUUAUAUAUUUCAUAAUAUGGCAUAUGAACUUCAUGGCUUGUUGGCUGGAAACGUGAGCAUUGUUACUGGUGAAAAUAUUAAGCCUUCUUAUGGUGGGGAUGAUGAGGCUUUCUUGCGGAAGGUUAUAACUCCCCUUUACCGGGUUAUCGAAAAGGAGGCCAAAAAGAGCCAAAAUGGAAAAGCUCCGCACUCAGCCUGGUGCAACUAUGAUGAUCUCAACGAGUACUUCUGGUCAUCUGAUUGUUUUUCUCUUGGUUGGCCCAUGCGAGACGACGGUGAAUUUUUCAAAUCAACGCGUGACAUGGCACAGGGACGAAAAGGAUCACAAAGAAAAUCUGGAAGUACAGGAAAAUCUUAUUUUGUUGAGACCAGAACAUUUUGGCAUACAUUCAGAAGUUUUGAUCGUUUAUGGACCUUUUAUGUACUAGCUCUUCAGGCGAUGGUCAUUGCUGCAUGGAAAGGAGUUUCACCACUGGAGAUUUUCCAAAAGGAUGUGUUGUACGCCUUAUCAAGCAUUUUCAUCACUGCUGCACUCCUUCGUCUUCUUCAAAGUAUCUUGGACUUAGUUUUAAACUUCCCGGGAUUUCAUCGCUGGAAGUUCACUGAUGUGCUUAGAAAUAUUCUGAAGGUUAUUGUCAGUCUUGGUUGGGCUAUUGUUCUUCCCCUAUGCUAUCUUCACACUUUCAAGAUGGUUUCUGAGAAAUUCAGAGACGUACUGUCAUUUCUUAACUCGUUGAGGGGCAUUCCUCCUUUAUAUAUAAUGGCAGUUGCUCUGUAUCUACUGCCAAAUCUACUUGCAGCAGCUUUAUUCAUAUUUCCAAUGCUUCGACGUUGGAUUGAAAACUCAGAUUGGCACAUUAUUAGAUUCCUACUUUGGUGGUCUCAGCCAAGAAUAUAUAUUGGAAGGGGAAUGCAUGAAAGUCAAUUUGCACUUAUAAAGUAUACCAUCUUUUGGGUGUCACUUUUGUGCUGCAAAUUUUCCUUUAGCUACUUUGUUCAGAUAAGGCCAUUGGUGAAGCCAACAAAGGAUAUAAUGAGUAUCCAUCGAGUUGAAUAUGAAUGGCAUGAAUUUUUUCCUAAAGCCAAGAACAACUAUGGGGCAGUUGUAUCACUGUGGAUGCCAGUAGUUUUGGUUUAUUUCAUGGAUACUCAAAUUUGGUAUGCUAUAUUUUCAACCAUAUAUGGUGGUUUCAUUGGAGCUUGUGAUCGAUUAGGAGAGAUACGAACUCUGGGUAUGCUUAGGUCUAGGUUUCAGUCUUUACCAGGUGCAUUUAACACAUACUUGGUGCCAUCAGAUAAGUCUCAGAAAAGGGGAUUCUCUUUCUCAAAGCGUUUUGCUGAGAUUACAACCAGCAGGAGAAGUGAAGCUGCCAAGUUUGCACAGUUGUGGAAUGAAGUGAUAUGCAGUUUUCGAGAGGAAGAUCUAAUAAGUGACAGGGAGAUGGAUCUCUUGCUGGUUCCUUACUCAUCAGAUCCCAGCUUAAAAAUAAUCCAAUGGCCUCCCUUUUUACUAGCCAGCAAGAUUCCAAUAGCAUUGGAUAUGGCGGCUGAAUUUCGAUCCAGAGACUCCGACCUAUGGAAGCGUAUUUGUGCAGAUGAGUACAUGAAAUGUGCAGUGAUAGAGUGUUAUGAAUCUUUCAAAAAUGUCCUGAAUGUUCUGGUGGUUGGUGAAAAUGAGAAAAGGAUCAUCGGGACCAUUAUUAAAGAAGUUGAAAAUAAUAUUGGGAAGAACACACUUCUCACAAACUUCAGAAUGGGUCCCUUGCUCAUUUUGUGCAAGAAAUUUGUGGAACUCGUGGAGAUCUUGAAAGAUGGAGACCCAUCCAAGCAAGAUUCAGUGGUGCUUUUGCUGCAAGAUAUGUUAGAAGUUGUCACUCGAGAUAUGAUGCUCAACGAAGUCCGUGAAUUGGCAGAACUGGGUCAUAACAAGGACUCUGGAAGGCAACUCUUUGCUGGUACUGACACUAGACCUGCCAUAAACUUUCCUCCUUCAGUUACAGCUCAAUGGGAAGAGCAGAUUAGACGCCUCUAUCUACUAUUGACUGUGAAAGAAUCUGCCACUGAAGUUCCCAUAAAUCUUGAAGCACGAAGAAGAAUUGCAUUUUUCACAAAUUCAUUGUUUAUGGAUAUGCCACGUGCUCCACGAGUUCGUAAGAUGUUAUCAUUCAGCGUUAUGACUCCAUACUAUAGUGAAGAGACUGUCUAUUCUAAAACUGACCUUGAGAUGGAAAAUGAGGAUGGUGUCUCCAUCAUAUAUUACUUGCAGAAGAUCUUUCCAGAUGAAUGGAACAACUUCAUGGAGCGACUUAACUGUAAAAAAGAUAGUGAGAUUUGGGAAAAUGAAGAAAACAUAUUACACCUCCGCCAUUGGGCAUCCUUACGAGGACAAACUCUAUCAAGAACAGUUAGGGGUAUGAUGUAUUAUCGAAGGGCUCUGAAGCUUCAGGCAUUUCUUGACAUGGCUUCUGAAAGUGAGAUACUUGAAGGCUACAAAGCGAUCACAGUUCCAUCAGAAGAGGAUAAAAGAAGCCAGAGAUCCCUAUAUGCUCAAUUAGAGGCCGUGGCUGACAUGAAAUUUACAUACGUUGCUACUUGCCAGAACUAUGGAAAUCAGAAACGAAGUGGGGAUCGCCGAGCUACAGAUAUCUUGAAUCUGAUGGUUAAUAAUCCAUCUCUUCGAGUGGCAUAUAUUGAUGAAGUUGAAGAGAGAGAAGGUGGAAAAGCACAAAAAGUUUACUAUUCUGUAUUGGUCAAAGCUGUUGAUAAUCUUGACCAGGAAAUCUAUCGGAUUAAGCUACCGGGUUCAGCUAAGAUUGGAGAAGGGAAACCUGAAAAUCAAAACCAUGCUAUAAUUUUUACCAGAGGUGAAGCACUUCAAGCAAUUGACAUGAAUCAGGACAACUACUUGGAAGAAGCUUUCAAAAUGCGAAACCUUCUAGAAGAGUUCAAUGAGGACCAUGGUGUUCGUCCUCCUACAAUUUUGGGUGUGCGUGAACAUAUCUUUACUGGAAGUGUUUCUUCUCUGGCUUGGUUUAUGUCAAAUCAAGAAACUAGCUUUGUUACUAUUGGUCAGAGGGUUCUUGCAAGGCCUCUAAAGGUGAGGUUCCACUAUGGUCAUCCAGAUGUUUUCGAUCGAAUCUUCCAUAUUACUCGUGGGGGCAUGAGCAAAGCUUCUCGAGGCAUCAACCUCAGUGAGGAUAUCUUUGCUGGCUUCAACUCAACGUUGAGACGAGGAAAUGUAACCCACCAUGAGUAUAUUCAAGUUGGGAAAGGGAGAGAUGUUGGUCUUAAUCAAAUCUCUCUUUUUGAGGCAAAGGUAGCUUGUGGUAAUGGAGAGCAAGUUCUCAGCAGAGAUGUCUAUCGUCUGGGUCAUCGUUUUGACUUUUUCCGCAUGCUGUCUUUCUACUUCACGACGGUAGGAUUUUACAUCAGCGCAAUGAUGAUUAUCAUUACAGUAUAUGCUUUCUUAUAUGGUAGACUUUAUCUGUCAUUGAGUGGAUUGGAGAAGUCCAUAAUGAAAUAUGCGAGGUCAAAAGGAGAUGAUCCUUUAAAGGCGGCCAUGGCUUCACAAUCAGUUGUUCAGUUGGGUCUUUUAACUGCCUUGCCAAUGAUCAUGGAAAUUGGUCUUGAGAGAGGGUUCAGAACUGCAAUGGGUGACCUGAUAAUCAUGCAAUUACAACUAGCAUCUGUCUUCUUCACCUUCUCUCUUGGCACAAAGGUGCAUUAUUAUGGGCGCACAAUCCUUCACGGUGGGGCAAAGUAUAGGGCUACCGGUCGUGGUUUUGUCGUGCGACAUGAGAAAUAUGCUGAGAACUAUAGGAUGUAUUCAAGGAGUCACUUUGUCAAAGGACUAGAGCUUACAAUAUUGCUUAUAGUUUACCAGAUAUAUGGAACAGCUGCUACUGAUGCUAUAGCUUAUAUUUUUGUCACAUCCUCAAUGUGGUUCCUGGUUGUUUCCUGGUUAUUUGCCCCUUUCCUUUUCAACCCUUCAGGUUUUGAAUGGCAAAAGAUAGUGGAUGAUUGGGAUGAUUGGUCAAAAUGGAUCAAUAGCAGAGGUGGUAUUGGUGUGCCUGCAACUAAAAGUUGGGAGUCCUGGUGGGAUGAGGAACAAGAACACCUUCAGCACACUGGAUUCCUUGGACGCUUCUGGGAAAUCGUACUAUCUAUCCGAUUCUUUCUCUAUCAAUAUGGAAUAGUGUAUCAUCUACACGUUGCUGGAAAUAAUAAAAGCAUCACGGUGUAUGGGUUAUCGUGGCUUGUCAUUGUUGCUGUGAUGGUUAUACUGAAGAUUGUGUCCAUGGGUAGAAAGAAGUUCAGUGCAGACUUCCAGCUAUUGUUCAGGCUUCUGAAGUUGUUCCUGUUUAUUGGUUCAGUGGUCAUAGUCACAAUGCUGUUUACACUUCUACAUCUCACGGUCGGCGACAUUUUUGCAAGUAUUCUAGCCUUCAUGCCCACAGGCUGGGCUAUUUUGCAAAUAGCACAAGCUUGUAGACCUAUUAUGAAAGCAGUAGGGAUGUGGGGAUCAGUGAAAGCUUUAGCCAGAGGGUACGAGUACGUGAUGGGCGUUGUCAUUUUCGCACCUGUGGCUGUGCUUGCCUGGUUCCCAUUCGUGUCGGAGUUCCAGACGAGGCUCCUCUUCAACCAAGCAUUCAGCAGAGGUCUCCAAAUCCAAAGGAUUCUGGCUGGUGGGAAGAAGAAUAAGUGAAACCCAGAUGAAAGCUCAUUCAUAUAUUAGAGUUGAAAAGAAGAGGAACACAACAUCCCAACUUCUCUUAAAGAUCGCUAACUCAUGUUCAAUAAGAUGGAUUGUGCAUUGCUUUCCCUCUUUUACCAGCAACUACUCCCUUUAUGAGACCCUUAUUAUGUAUUAUAGGUUCCAAUAUAAUAUUAGCGUAACCUAAUGUUGUUACAGAUUCGUUUUACGUAUAAUAUACAUAACCUACCACAAUUUUACUCUAUAUUAAAUCAUAGUUGUACUUUUACCCAUUCCCUUACGAAUU